AUGCUUAUGAUCAUUUUUAAGAAAUUGGAGAAUAUCGAUGUACUCUAUUCUUUAUGGGGCAUCAACACACGAUUCGAUAAAAUUUUAUAUGACUCAAUCUUUACUAGUUCUUUGACAUUACUGCAAUGUCUACCAAAUUGUUUUAUCUGUCCAUUACCUGAUACAGUACUUGAUCGAUUUUGUUUACAAAUCUUAUCUCAAAUUCGUCUUAAAAUCAAAUGGCUUGAUAUUGAAUCAUCAUCGAUGGAACGAAUUCUUCUUGCUGGCGAAUAUUCUAAUUUAUGUGGUCUCGGUAUAUACAACAUUACCGAGGAUGUAGCUAUCCGUCUUUUUAUUGGUAAGAAAGUCAACUUUAAUUGGUUUUAUCUUUAA
Rotaria socialis is the source of this 372-nucleotide messenger RNA. The record is from the annotation of a GenBank genome assembly. NCBI's taxonomy places the organism in Eukaryota, Metazoa, Rotifera, Eurotatoria, Philodinida, Philodinidae.